Messenger RNA from Alternaria arborescens, 345 nucleotides. RefSeq lists its product as hypothetical. NCBI's taxonomy places the organism in Eukaryota, Fungi, Ascomycota, Dothideomycetes, Pleosporales, Pleosporaceae. The transcript is spliced from 2 exons. The record is from RefSeq and is a predicted model, not a curated record. The coding region runs from base 1 to 345 and encodes 114 amino acids.
AUGAAGUCUUUCACCUCCAUCAUCCUCCUCGCAGCCCUCUCCACCAUUUCAAUGAGCAGUGUCGUUCCCUGUGAUGUUGCCCCCGCUUCUACAUGCACCAUCGAGUCUUCUCUCGCGAAUGCAAGUCCUCCACCCGCGUCGCUCGCGCACCCACUAUCGCUGCUUUACCCCAGGGCUAAAGAAAAUCAGGACGUUCACACUCGGGUCGUCAGUAGCUCAUGCCAAAAGUGCACUAAAGCUUUCAUCGACUGCACCAAGACUUGCCACGGCUCCUCGUGCCAGCGCAUCUGCCUCAGCGUUCAUGCUGAUGGAAAGCCGUGCAAGAAGACUUGUGGAUGGCCUUAG